UCAUAAACAUAAAUUUAAACCUUUUUGUAAACCAAGUGUUAAUGAUACACUAUAAUUUGAUACUUUAACACAAGAAAAUUUUUUUUAUGUAACGGUCGACAAUGGUUUUAUUGGGAGAAACGUUUCCAAAUUUUAUUGCAGAAACCAAUAUUGGUGAGAUAGACUUUCAUAAGUGGUUAGGAGAUUCUUGGGGAAUCUUAUUUUCUCAUCCAAACGAUUUCACUCCUGUUUGUACAACUGAACUGGCCAGAGUUGCAAAACUAUUCCCAGACUUCCAAAGAUCUGGGGUUAAAGUUAUUGGAAUUUCUUGUGAUUCUGUUGAGUCUCAUAGAAAAUGGAUUGAGGAUAUAAAAGCGUAUGGAGAAUUAUCAGAGUGUGAGUUUCCAUAUCCAAUUAUUGCGGAUAAAUCUCGAAAGAUAGCAGUCAGCCUGGGUAUGCUUGAUCCUGCAGAGCUUGACAGCAACGGACUACCAGUUGCUGCAAGGGCAGUUUUUAUUAUCGAUCCUAAGAAAAUCAUGAGAUUGUCAAUUUUGUACCCAGCUACCACUGGACGAAAUUUCGAUGAAAUACUGCGUGUCAUUGAGUCUCUUCAGCUGACAGAAAAACAUAAAGUAGCUACUCCAGCUGAUUGGAAGAAAGGUCAGCCUGUUAUGGUGUUGCCAACUCUUUCCAAUGAAGAAGCAAAAGCAACUUUUGGUGAUACCAUAAAAACAGUUUCUGUACCUUCAGGUAAAUCUUAUAUCCGCAUAGUUCCACAACCAACAAAUGCUGAAAAUAAUUAAAAACAAAAUUUUAACAAGUUAAAUUGAAAUGAGUACAAACAGUUACAUUUA
Messenger RNA from Copidosoma floridanum, 833 nucleotides. RefSeq names its product Peroxiredoxin 6a (gene Prx6a). Gene Ontology annotation, biological process: cellular oxidant detoxification; cell redox homeostasis. The record is from RefSeq and is a predicted model, not a curated record. Gene Ontology annotation, molecular function: peroxiredoxin activity. Gene Ontology annotation, cellular component: cytosol; mitochondrion. NCBI's taxonomy places the organism in Eukaryota, Metazoa, Arthropoda, Insecta, Hymenoptera, Encyrtidae.